Molecule: messenger RNA, 1405 nt
Organism: Coffea eugenioides
Lineage: Eukaryota; Viridiplantae; Streptophyta; Magnoliopsida; Gentianales; Rubiaceae
Product: homocysteine S-methyltransferase 2
Exons: 7
Coding region: 110-1147 (345 amino acids)
Biological process (GO): S-methylmethionine cycle
Molecular function (GO): zinc ion binding; S-adenosylmethionine-homocysteine S-methyltransferase activity
Source: RefSeq, a predicted model, not a curated record
UGGGUACUCCUCCGCCUACUACUUUAAGUAAGCCCAUCCACUGUACCUCUGAUAGUGGAACUUGGAACCGAACAAAGACCUCUGCAUCUUUUGGCUCCGUUUGUACGGAAUGGGACCUGUCGACGACGCUGCUGAGAAUCCCGGGUCAUCGUCGUCAUCGUUGAUUUCAGAUUUCCUGAGUAAAUCCGGCGGCGUAGCGGUGAUUGACGGCGGCUUGGCUACGGAACUCGAACGACACGGCGCUGACCUCAACGAUCCUCUCUGGAGCGCCAAAUGUCUCCACAGUUCCCCUCACCUCAUUCGCUCGGUCCACCUUGAUUACCUAGAAGCUGGUGCCGACGUAAUAAUUACAGCAUCUUACCAGGCUACCAUCCAAGGGUUCAAGGCCAGAGGAUUUUCUCAAGAAGAAAGUGAAGUUUUGCUCAAGAGAAGUGUUGAAAUAGCUUGUGAGGCACGGAGUAUAUACUAUGAUAGAUGCCACAAGAACUCAACCGAGUAUCCUGCUGAUGGUAAAGUUCUCAAACAUCGGCCUAUAUUAGUUGCUGCAUCUGUGGGAAGUUAUGGAGCUUAUUUAGCUGAUGGUUCUGAAUACAGUGGGGACUAUGGUGAUGCUAUGAGUUUGGAGUUUUUGAAGAACUUUCACCGAAAAAGGGUUCAGCUUCUUGCAGACUCUGGUCCUGAUCUAAUAGCUUUUGAAACAGUACCUAAUAAGCUUGAAGCACAGGCUUUUGCUGAGCUUCUUGAGGAAGAAGACAUAAACAUUCCUGCAUGGUUGUCCUUCAAUUCCAAGGAUGGUAUAAAUGUUGUCAGCAGUGAUUCUUUGUCUGAAUGUGCUGCCAUUGCUGAAUCAUGCAAGAAGGUUGUCGCUGUAGGAAUUAACUGUACGCCUCCCAGAUUUAUUCAGGAUCUGAUUCUUUCCAUUAAGAAGGUGACAGCCAAACCGAUACUUAUAUAUCCAAAUAGUGGUGAAAGUUAUGAUGCUGAUCGAAAGGAGUGGGUGCAAAACACUGGGGUUUCAGAUGAAGACUUCGUAUCCUAUGUGAAUAAAUGGUGUGAAGUAGGGGCGUCCCUUGUUGGAGGUUGCUGCAGAACUACGCCCAGCACCAUUAAUGCAAUUUAUAGAACACUCAGAUAUCCCACACAUUAGGAGAUUAAUUAAUAGAAUGGGCUGAUGCUGGAAAAUUUUGACACUAAUUGAAAUGGGUAGAGGGGUAGUUUGACGUUAUACUCAUAAUUGAGGCUAAAGAAUCAAGGGGUCGGGCUACCCCGCGGAUUGGCUCUUCACAGCUGCUUGUGUCAAGGCAGCCACUUGAGCAUUAAGCUGUUGUUCAGGAAAUUUAUAUAUAGCUGUUUUUGUGAAAUCUUUUGGCAUUCCAUGUUGCAUUUACUAAGCUGAACCUCUGAA